Xenopus laevis (African clawed frog) is the source of this 3234-nucleotide messenger RNA. RefSeq names its product epidermal growth factor receptor pathway substrate 8 S homeolog (gene eps8.S). Gene Ontology annotation, molecular function: actin binding. The record is from RefSeq and is a predicted model, not a curated record. Bases 295 to 2664 code for a protein of 789 amino acids. Gene Ontology annotation, cellular component: ruffle membrane; glutamatergic synapse; growth cone. NCBI's taxonomy places the organism in Eukaryota, Metazoa, Chordata, Amphibia, Anura, Pipidae. The transcript has 22 exons. Gene Ontology annotation, biological process: positive regulation of ruffle assembly; regulation of Rho protein signal transduction; Rho protein signal transduction.
CCUUGCCCCGGGGGUGUUCCCAUGACCUGUGGUUGUACUUGCUGGGUGGGAGCAUUUACCUGUGUCCCAUUGUACCUGCUUCCAACUCAACAGGUGGCUGUUUGUGUCCUGAGCUUAAGGCUGAAGCUUCUCGUUCUGGUGUCUUUUCUCAAUACCAGAAACCUUUCCUGCUGAAAAUGGGUAGCCUCCCCAGCUGCAUGGAGUAAGGAUAUGGGAGACCAACACACCAUUUGUGACCCUAGGAACAAGGCUUUCCAUUAAAUUUGGAUCCUCAGAAACUUUGAGUGAACAAAAAUGAAUGGGCAGAUCUCAAGCAGUUAUCGUGGGGGCUAUGAAGCUGGCUCCCAACAUCCCAAUGGAUAUGACUCUCCAUAUUCCGACAGACAAUCCGCCAGCAAGAUCAGUGCAAAGAGUAUUUAUGAACAGAGAAAGAAUUAUGCUCGUGAUACCGUCAGCAGCCUAUCAGAGACCACCCAGUAUCACGUUGAGCAUUUGACCACGUUUGUGAUGGACAGGAAAGACGGUGUUCUAACAGUUGACGAUGGGAUCCGAAAACUAAAGUUACUUGAUGCCAAAGGAAAAGUGUGGACCCAGGACAUGCUUCUUCAAGUUGAUGACAAAGGUGUUAGUUUGUAUGAUGUAGAAACAAAGAGUGAACUAGAGAAUUUCCCAUUAAGUACCAUCCAGCAUUGCCAAGCAGUAAUGAACGCCUGUCGCUAUGAUUCCAUCCUUGCUCUUGUGUGCAAAGAGCCGGCGCAAGGCAAAGCUGAUCUCCACCUCUUCCAGUGUGAUGAGAUCAAGGCGUCCAUGGUACAACGAGACAUUGACAGCGCAAUAAGUGACAGCAAAGGAGGAAAGCAGAAGAAGCGGCCGGAUGCCCUCAGGGCAGUUGCACGAAAUGAUGAAAAAAUCCCCCCACACCCUGGGGCACCAGCACCCACUCCUCCUGGAUCUGUUACACAAGUGGAUGUGCGCAGUCGGGUGGCUGCCUGGUCCUCAUGGGCAUCUGACUAUGGAGACUAUGACCUGUCCCGGCAUAAUUUGGACCAUGAAGCAACAGCAGAGAUGCUCGGAGCCCGAAUCGACAGAGAUGUUCAAAUACUAAAUCACAUUUUAGAUGAUGUGGAGUUCUUCAUCAUGAAGCUCCAGAAGGCGGCGGAAGCAUUUUCUGAGCUUUCCAAACGGAAGAAAGGGAAAAAGAAGAAAGGGCCGGGGGAGGGGGUCCUCACCCUGCGGGCAAGACCACCACCACAAGAGGAGUUUGUUGACUGCUUUCAGAAGUUCAAGCACGGGAUCAACCUUCUGGCAAAACUAAAGUCCCACAUUCAGAACCCUAGCGCCUCAGAACUAGUCCAUUUUCUCUUCACUCCACUCCACAUGAUGGUAGAGGCCACAGGGGGCCCUGAUCUUGCACAGACAGUAUUAAGCCCCCUUAUCAUAAAGGACGCACUAGAUUUCCUCAACUUCAUCCUUAAUAAAGAGGAGAAACAACUCUGGACGUCGUUAGGUGAUGCAUGGAACAAAUCCAGAGCAGAAUGGCAAAAAGAGCAGUUUAUUCCCCCAUAUAUUCCGCGCUUCAGGAAUGGCUGGGAGCCCCCUCUUCUGAACUGUGCUGGGGUGCCAAAGGAACAGGAACUAUCUCUUCUGGCUGAGUCUGUGGCAAACGUUACAGAGUUUCAGCAGAAACAAGAUUUCAACAGUGUGCCAAUUGUGUAUUCCAAUGUGUCCCGUUAUCCAUCGUCAGAGGGGAAUUUUGAGGAACGGGGCCAAGGAGAGCCCCAGAAAUAUGCCAUGUGCAAGUAUGAUUUUGUAGCUCGCAACCCUAAUGAACUCUCUGUCCUCAAAGAUGAUGUCAUGGAGGUGAUCGAUGAUAAGAAGCAGUGGUGGAAAGUUCGGAACACAAGUGGGGCAGUUGGCUUUGUGCCAAACAAUAUUUUGGUGGCAAUGACGCCUCAGGAUCCCACUGCAAAGCCAAAGGAAGCUGUGUACACUCACACAAUCCAGAAACAGAAGUCCGACUUUAUACAAAACCAAGCAGGUUUAAUUCCAGCUGCUCCUUCUCCACCACCAAACCCAGCACCAACCUUUUCACCACUAGUCAUUUCUCAGCCGCCAUCACUGCCCGUGGCCAAGCUCUUUACUGCCGGACCAAUCAGUCGACACAGUAGCGUGUCCAGUGAUAGCGGAGGAGGAGGAAGUGUCCGAGAGCAACAUGGCUUCCAGCAGCUUCCAGCUGAUCGCAGGAAAUCUCAGAUGGAGGAAGUGCAGGAUGAACUAAUUCACAGACUCACCAUUGGACGUAGUGCGGCACAGAAGAAAUUUACUGUGCCACGGCAAACCACUUCAGCCAUCAAUAUUUCUUACAAUUCAACGCCAGAGGAUGUGAAAUUCUGGUUACAGGCCAAGGGCUUUAAUUCAGUAACUGUUGACAGCCUUGGGGUGCUCACAGGAGCCCAGAUUUUCUCUCUCACUAAAGAUGAACUGAAGACUGUGUGUCCAGAAGGUCCCAGGGUGUAUAACCAAGUUACAGUGCAGAAGGCUGCUAUAGAGGAACAAAGUGGAGGUUCAGAGCUGCAUGAGAUCAUGAAGAAACGGCAGGAACGGGUAAACAUGGCUGCUAGUGACUCCGGAGUGGAAUCAUUUGAUGAAGGGAACAGUCACUGACUCCAGUGCUAAUUCUCUGAGAUGUUGCUCUGGUGCUUGGAUUUAGAAGCCUCGCAGAGGGGUGAUCCGAGAGCAAGAUAUAGCAUUCUACCUGAAUUUGUCAGUGGGUCUGAAGGGCCCCUGAGAUCUAGUGCUGUUGGCCUAUCCAGUUUGAGUGAUGCUGAGACUGCUUUAUUGCUUAUUUAAAGGGACUGUUUGAUAAGACUUUUCUAGAAUGACUUUAUUCUGCUUUAUACUGUUUGUAUUAUUUGCCAGAUGUUAUUUAAAUCCAUUGUGGAACUGAUGCCAAUUUAUUUAAGGAUGUGAUCUUUGGGUGGCAAAACGCUGCUACGGAGGGGACCCUUGUACAGACACUUUGGGGGUCGGAUGUUCAGCACAAUUAUCUGCUCUGUAUUUGCACUUUUCCUCUAGCAGAGCCAGAGUGCCCCUAUAGUGACAUGUCAGCAUGUUGUGUGUAAAUAGGAACAUUAUCAGUAUUUUCCAUACACUGUCCCGUGUAACAGUGCUUUGUACCAGGACCAGCCACUAUCUGCUUGUUUCUAUGAAUAAAAUUUAAAUCAUAUAUGUAAA